UAUUUGCCAAGAGCCUGCCAUUUUGUAAGAUAGAAGGGAGAUAAAAAAUAGUUUUAUGGUGUUAAAAUUUUACAAAAACGUCGUUGCCAUUUGUGUUAGGGCCCAAAACAAAUGUUUAAAUGGACGCAUCGUCCAUUAUAACUCAGGUGUCACGGGAUGACGAACAAUUAAACAAUUAUGGAUCCGACAGAGGGUCAUCCCCUGGCGGGCAGCAUAAUGAAGGUGAUGGGACACCAGUGUCAGGGUCUACUCCUUUGGGGAGUAAGAAGUCGAGCGGGAGCGGUGGUUUCCUGCGAUCGCUGUUGUGUUGCUGGCGCGGCGGCCGAGGCAAGGGCCCUCCCGGCGGGAAUGGCACGAAUAGCAUCGACGGCAGGGCUUCCCCUCCGCUCCUGGUUAUGCACGACCAUGCCCCCAGACCCUUGUUGCCACCAGUGAGACAUCAGGAUAUGCAUAAAAAGUGUAUGGUCAUAGACCUCGAUGAAACAUUAGUGCACAGCUCCUUCAAGCCCAUAAACAACGCAGACUUCGUGGUGCCGGUAGAGAUAGACGGCGCGGUGCACCAGGUGUACGUGUUGAAACGGCCGCACGUGGAUGAGUUCCUGCGGCGCUGUGGUGAACUGUACGAGUGCGUACUAUUCACCGCCUCGCUCGCCAAGUACGCCGACCCCGUGGCUGACCUGUUGGACAGAUGGGGCGUGUUCCGCGCGCGGUUGUUCCGCGACAGCUGCGUGUUCCACCGCGGCAACUACGUGAAGGACCUCAACAGCCUCGGCCGCGACCUCCGACGCGUCGUCAUCGUCGACAACUCGCCAGCUUCGUACAUAUUCCACCCGGACAAUGCUGUACCUGUCGCGUCAUGGUUCGACGACAUGACAGAUUCAGAACUAUUGGACUUGAUACCGUUUUUCGAGAAACUAAGCAAGGUGGACAGUGUAUACACAGUGUUGCGCAACUCCAACCACCCGUACAACCCGACACAGAACAGCGCGCCGGCCACAUAGCCGCGGCCCCCGCCCCCCGCGCCGCUGCGGGCCGCGCACAGCGCUCGCGAGCGCGCACGCCAUGCUCGCGAGCGGCCGCGCCACGCUCGCGAGCGGCCGCGCUGCGAAUGCGCGUGCUCGGAGCUCGCGCCCGCGCCGCGGCCCGCGACGCUGACGACCUUCCUCGAAACGAUCAUAAAGAAAGGAGCGAACUUCGUCUUAAGUGCCAAUUUUGCCUUCUGGAUAGUGAGGACGUUGUUUGUACCUAUUUUACAGUUUAGGUAUUUCCUAGUGCGUAAGUGGUCCGUCUGAUGGAUAUGUGAUGUUUUUUUUAUUUAGCGCUGACGGCUUGCGGUAAUCUUGUGCGUGCGUCCUCGACUCUGCGUGAAAUUUUGACUUUUUAACCGUUUACCUCUUUUGUACGUCUUCGAUGGUACGAUUUCUCUUUCUAUAUCAUGCUUGGGAUCAAAUACGAGUAAGUUAGGAUACUUCGUCGACGUGGUCGCUACGUUUUAGUUUAGUUUGUCCGGUUCGAUAGACCGCCGCCGCUCGGCGUAGCUCCGACGCUUGCUUCUCUGUGCGCUGUAACAUAACUCGAUAGACUUGUAACAUAAUCACGGAUUCUAAACAAAUUCGACUGGUAAUAAGGUAGGUGUCCAGUUAAGCGAAUUUGUAAAUAUUUUUUAUAAACAGGACGACGCUUGAAACAUUGAUUAGAUAACUACGAUUGUGAAUAAUUGUAAUGUAUAUAAUUAUUGUAUAACUAUGAUAUAAAAAGUAAAAUCAGGUGAAAUAUAGCACUUAAGGUGAGUAAGAUCGCGCACUGUCAUAUUAUUCGGCGUUACACUAUUUUGUAUUAUGUGAUGAAAAACAAAAUGCCAUAUAAUUUAUCUUAUUCUGAACCGUCUCUACGCAUCUGUUAUUAUAAGUUACCGAUUGUAACUAUGAGAUUAAAAUUUAGAUAUAAAUAAUAAUAAAUGUUGUAUGGAAUAUUAAAACACUUAAGGUAUUUUGAUCACAUUAUGAAAUAGAAAAUAGUGUAAACAGACUACUCGUAAGGUCUGUACACAGUAAUAUAUUGUAUGUAUAAUAAUAUGCCUAUGUAAGGAGCCGUGUGUACACAUCUUUAUGUACUGCAGUGAUUAUUAAUUAUAUAUUUUUCAUUAUUGCAUUCGUGACAAUAAGAAGUCAAUCGCGUGAGUGUCAUAUGAGUUACUAAUGUAAUUUAAAUAAUUAUUUUAUUAAACGGGUGAACAAUAUCAGAUCGACUUGGCAUCUAAUUGUAUUAACUAAUGCUAUCAUAUAGAAGGAGUAUGACGUCGUACAGUCGACCGCACAUCAGAAUAUAAUUUUUAGUUACAAAAUCGCUUCUAUUACAGCUGCUUAAAGUUUACAUUGAUGUGUCGUCAAAAAGAAUGUCGUGAUAGUCGAAAAUGUUUGCAAAUGGUGUACCAACAACACUUUGUUCUUCUGAACUUUUAAAAACAUAAAAAUACUCGAGUUCUGAAGUUAGUUUUGUCUCAAUUUACGUAUUUGGAAAUAGGAUGGCUGAUGUAUGUUGCUUACUUCCAAUAAAGCCAAAGCGGUCCCAGGAGACCGUCUUAACAAUUUAUGUAUUUAUGUCGUUUUACUAACACAAAUUUAAUCAUUGUCUUCGUUAUUAACUAUCCUAAAAUGGAAACAUUUUCAGUUUGAUGUUUUGGGGAAGUAUUUAGUACGAUUUGACGUGUUACGAAAUGUCCAGAUAUAAAACUAAUGCUCAUACAGCCAUAGAUUCUUACGGAUUUUAUACGUCAUCACUGUAUCAAUUUCGACUGUGACACAUUUUUUAAUUAUUUUCCGGUUUUAGGGUUCCGUAGGCUGACAAGGAACCCUUAUAGUUUCGUCAUUAUAUCGUUAGCUCUUCCAUUUUUUAUUUAUAUUAAAAUAUAACCGCGUAGUUACUGUAGACUGCCAUUUGAAUUCCGCUACUACACGAAUAUUUGUUUUGUUUUAAACGGUAAGCUUCAUUGCGAUAGAAAUAAAAACGCUGCAUCUAACUUAUGAUAUCGUCUCAGUAUUAAACUAGUUUUGUAGUAUUUGAUGCCAUUUUACACAGGAUUAUUCUAGAUGAUGUGUAACUAAAAUAUUUUAUUAUACAAGUUUUGGAUGUCAAGAUCCCAUUUAAGGGAGAACUACAAAAAGGGCGAUAUUUAUUAUGAUUUUCAACUUAUGAAUUGUUUUAGCCUUAAGACAAAAUGAUAAAUUGACCCCAAUUAUAUCCUAUAAUAAGCAAUUUUCUUAAUACGCCUUCAUGAUCUUCAGAAAACCUCAAAAUUCAAAAUUAUAACUAUCGGAUUUAUAUAAGAAUUGAUUAAUUAGGUAAUAUAAAAUGGUGCUUUCAGUAUUAGUUGAUUAAGCAACUCGAAAUUUCGACUGUUAAGGAACCUAUAGCACUUCUGACGCACAUUUGACACCUACGAUUGGUUUAAGGGUAUAUUACAAGUACUGAGAAUCGGCAUAAAGCAUUUUAUCAGACAGUACUCUUCGCCUUGGCUCGCACGAUGCCAUCUAUUUAUUGUUUUAAUUGCUUAGCAAAAAAAUCGUUUUAUUGUUUUUUUAUAAUUAAUUUUUAAACAAUAUCAAUCUAUUAUUGUUUUGGUAUUACACGUGUAAAUAAGAUUUUUAUUAACUUAAGAGACGGAAGCUCGAUUUUUAACACAUUUGGCUUAUAUGGUUUCAUUAUUUUCUUAGUGUACAUGUUAGUUUGUUAUUUAGUGGCUACACGCAGGUAUGUAUGUACCUCUAUACGUAUAUUUGGUUUAGUAUACGCAAUCGCUAGUUGUAUCAACGUGUAUCUUAGAGAGAACCAUUGCCCGAUUUCCCGCCGACCAGUAAUCCACUUAGGUCUGUAAAAGUAUAACCGCACUUGAGCUUCACUGUUUUUCUAGUAAGGUGGAUCAUGUUUAUAAUUAUGACGACAGUCUAAAUUGUACUGUUCUAAUUCAAUGCCGGUAUAACAAAAUAAAGUGUAUUCCACGGCGUCGUGUCGCGUCGUAACAUAAUUAAGUUUGUUUUCUGCGCAUGCGCCGUUUUGACGGGCCACGCCCCCUAUAAGUCACGUGACUGUGGGUAUAACACCUCUAUAGUUCACCACCUUGCUAGAAAUUACAUUUACAAAUUGACCCAAUCGGAUAAUUUUUAUGAUGGAUGAUAAUUAAUAAUACGCUACGAUUGCCAGUAACCAUGAAGACCGGGAAGUACGUAAAAUAAGAACGUGAAUAUCAAAUUAUGAAAAAAAUAUUUGUCAGAUAUGUAAUAAUGGGACGCGUGUGACCAUGUAAGCUAGCAAGUGUGGAUUACUAGGCAAAGCAGUUAUUAUCAUUAUCACCUAUAGACCACUGUAGACAGCAUUUAUUUGUAAGCAUUAACACGUAGGGUAGGAUGUUAUAGUAAUAUAUACGUUGAUUUCUCUAGUUGUAAGCAUUCUGUUGUUUAAAUGACGCGUUUUUUUAAACAAUGUUUAACUUAGGCUUACUAGAACAUGUCCCUGUGUGACUUAGAAUUUUAUCUACUUUUUAUUGUAAAGUUUGACUAUAAAAAUCGUCCAACAGUGUUAUUUAGAAUGUAAUAUUGUUAAUUUUAUUUAAAAUUAAAUGCAUGCAAUAAAAUUUGGUUGAUAUUUUUUAAUAAUAUCUUAUUACUUAUAUUAAUGAAAUGUAAUAAAAUUAUUUUAUGUCUAACAUCUAACUAGCGAGAUUGGGUAUUAGUGCUGCAACGUGUGAUUGAAAUAACGCAAAUGCUGGUAUUUAUUAUAUUUAAUUGAUGCAGCUUAUGCUUAAUUACUGUUAAAGAUUUUUUUAUGUUUAUUAAAUUCUUAUAUCUCAAAAAGGCGAAAGCGCAUUUGCUGAGCGUGAUUUCUUGUCUCAGUAUGACACAGCUAUGUUAUGUAUUUUAGGUAAAAAAUAACCUAACCUGAACAAAUUUCUGUUUGCGUUAAUUCAACCACACGUUGUAUAAUUAAUUAUAUUUGCAAAAUAUUUUUAUAUUGUAAUUUAACAUUGGUGUAUAGAAAGUAUUGAUUGGUAAUCGGCGACAGAUUUAUAUGCAAUGAAAAUCUUUGGUAUAUUCCUUUUUAUUGAGAUUUUUUAUGUGGAAAGUAUAUUUUAUUCCGUGGUGCUCUUUGACGAGAUCAUGUGACUUUUAAUGGAACGCAACAUUAUUGUCUACUUAUGAAUUUGUUUAUUUGCAUUCAAAGUUCAGGGGUCUACUUUGUAAAACCAUUUUGAUAUAUCGGCUCAAACUUCUCUCUCACUUAAAACGGCAUCCUGGGGUGAGGAAGGGAGACAAUAUAAAAACAACUAGAUCUAUUAUCUCGAUAAUUGCCAGUUUGAAAUCCGUUCGCGGUGGAUUAUAAAAAACACUACUUAAAACUUUAACUUUACUUAAUUAAUUCUCGCUCACGCUGUGGAAUUUAUUGUUACGACUAAAAAUGAGAGAGACAGUUGAAACACGAAAUGUCUAAAUCGUUUUCUGAAUAGCCCACUGAAUUUCCUUUACAUUUUAUUCUUGACCGAAAUUAACUUUAUUGUAAUUGUAAAGUAAUUUUACAUGCCAGAUUGUAAUAAACUGUGUGUUCCAUUAUUUGUUAAUCAAAUUAACUCUAUUUCAUGUUGUUUUAAAAUGGCGAUGUUGUUGUAACAGUUGUCUCUUCCUCCUGCAUUGUCUUCUUAUUUUGCUUUGAGACAAAGUACAAAUACCAACGGUUGGUGAUCCGAACAAACUCGUUAAGUCAGUUAUUUUAACCUUUCGAAGUUAAGGUUGUGCCUGUGCUGUACUACAUAUCUUUAAUUUGACGCUAUUCUAUGUGUUUUAUUGGGAAGCGAAAUUCUUGCCUGUAAAUAAAGAAUACUCUCGAAUGUCUAAAGCUAAUCAACCUUGUCACUGCCCAACUUUAUAUCUAAGGCCCCAAGCUCUGGUUUGCAAAAAAUAAACGACAAAUAGAGCAUUUUUAUUAUAAUAGUACUUGCAAAUCCACUUCUGCUGAUUUCACAGUAUUCCGCGCAUGUGCAAUAUUCUUUUAACGCUCCGACCAUCCAAUGUUCCAUAUUUUUGUAGAUUCAAUAUUUUUAAGGUUCGAUUUCACUUAACAAUGAAUUAAUACAAUAAUUAGGACUCGUAACAUUGUAGAUAUCUUGUACAGCAUUACUUGACAGGACGGUAUUAUGAACAUUUGUACCUAUCAGAGACUAGGCAAGUGAGAGGACUAUAAUUAAUAUAUUUAUGUGUAAUAGCCAUGAAAAUAGGGAAAAUCACGAGAGUAGCUAGGUAACAUUUACCUGAGACGAAAUUUAUAUUAUGGUGUACAUUUUUGAUAUGAUGUUGUACAAAAGAGACCUUUGGUAUGUUAUUUUAUAGGAAUGAAAUAAAUAGCCUUAAUAAACAAAA
Molecule: messenger RNA, 6407 nt
Organism: Ostrinia nubilalis (European corn borer)
Lineage: Eukaryota; Metazoa; Arthropoda; Insecta; Lepidoptera; Crambidae
Gene: hzg
Product: carboxy-terminal domain RNA polymerase II polypeptide A small phosphatase 1
Exons: 5
Coding region: 120-1001 (293 amino acids)
Molecular function (GO): RNA polymerase II CTD heptapeptide repeat phosphatase activity
Source: RefSeq, a predicted model, not a curated record